AGUUGUUCCAAGGAGGGAAGAUAUUCUUAUUUUUCAUCCACCACCUCAUCUUCAUUAUUAUUAUCAUCAUCAUCGCCACAUCUUCAGUGUCUCUUUCAAGUGAAUAUCCUUUUUUGUUGUUUUCGAGUUUUAAUUGUUUUCUGUAAAUAUUCAAAUUCGUUUUAAUUUGUUCAUCUCUUUCUUCUCUCUCUCUUUCUUUCACACAUACAUUAUCUCACUGAUUCGCUCACUCGCCACCUCACUCUCUCAUUUUUUCUUUUUCCCUUAUUUUAAGUAUCAAUUUUUUGUGUUAAUUAUUAAAUCAUAAGAAUGGGCGACAAAUUGGAAAUCAAGGAAAGUGAUUUGAAAGAUUAUUUCAAUUCUCUCGCUAAUAAAGAAGGUAAACUUGACAUCUCGACAUUUAAACACAUUUUGAAACAACUCGGACUUCACCCGGAAGAAGGGACAGUUACACAAACAAUCGAGGAAAUUCAAAGCGAUGGUUUUAUUACUUCUGAUAAAUUGAAAGCUUUUCUGGAAACUAUCGCCGAGAAACAUGGUAACUUGCGAAAACUUUUCGAUUGGAUUGAUGCCGAUAAAAAUGGUUACCUUGAUCGGUACGAGAUUAAAAUGGCCUUUGCGAUGUCCAACAAGCCUUUUACCGCGGAAGAUGUUGAAAGAUUGAUGACUGAAUGUGACACUGAUCGAGAUGGAAGAAUUAGUUUCAUAGAAUUCAGACAAAGUCGAAUGUCCAGUUUAUUCAGCGACGUUUGUUAAAAAUGUCCAACAUAAUAAUCAACAUAAUAACAACAAAAACAACAACAACAAUCAGUUAAUUAUGAUUACCAAUCAAUGGAUAAGUUUUUUGAUGGAACAAAAAAUAUUGUCGACUUAUUUGCCGUCGAACUUUUCAAAUUUAAAAUUUUCUUUCUUUUGUUUCCGUUUCCUGAUCAAUACAAAUCAAUUUUCUCUUUACGAUUAUAACUUUAAUUGCAGACUAGACUCACUUGUACCAUCAAUUAUGAAAAGGAACAAACUUGAAACAAUUUAAAUAAAACAUUUUACUAAAUUAAAAUAAAUAAA
Molecule: messenger RNA, 1062 nt
Organism: Panonychus citri (citrus red mite)
Lineage: Eukaryota; Metazoa; Arthropoda; Arachnida; Trombidiformes; Tetranychidae
Exons: 2
Coding region: 310-756 (148 amino acids)
Molecular function (GO): calcium ion binding
Source: RefSeq, a predicted model, not a curated record